UCAACGCGGUGUCGUCCCCAUACUCUCGACUGCUUGUUUGGGGGUAAUGAAUGCCCCCUCUCUCCACCCCACCUCACCCCCUCGCCGCCCUCCUCCGCUCCUCCGCCCGGCGCCGGGAUCGCACCGCUUGCCGAAAGCUCCACGCUCACCUCCUCAAGUCCGGCCUCCACCAACGACGUCCCUUUCCCUCCGCUCUCCUCGACGCCUAUGCGAAGUCCGGCUUCCUCUCCGAUGCCCGCUGCCUUUUCGAUGAAUCCUCCCACCGAGACGCCGUCCUCUAUUCCGCCCUCCUAUCCGCCCUCUCCCACUCCGAUCGUCCUUCGCAGGCCUUGUCCCUCUUCCGCCGCAUGGUUUCUGUGGACGCCGUCCCUCCUGAUGGAUUCAUCUUCGCAACCCUCGUCAAGACCUGUUCUCGUAUCGGCUCCCUUCGCCUCGGCAAGCAAGCCCAUGCGCAGUUCCUUCUAUCUUCAUUCUUUACGGAUGAUGUUGUCAGGUCCUCGCUCGUUGACAUGUAUUCUAAGUGCUGUGCUGUUGAUGACGCUCGAAAAGUCUUUGAUACAGUACCAGAUAAGAAUCACGUCUGCUGGACGGCUAUGGUGUCCGGAUAUGCUUCCAAUGGUCGGAAGUCAGAAGCUUUGGGGCUUUUCUGGCAGAUGCCACGGAGGGAUCUCUUUGCUUGGACGGCUUUGAUAUCUGGGUUCCUCCAAAGUGGUGAUAGUUUUGAUGCCGUCAAGUUAUUUGUGGAAAUGAGGAGGAACCAAGUGGAAAUUGACGAUUCUUUUGUUCUCUCGACGGUUGUUGGUGCUUCUUCUGAUUUGGCAGCUCUUGAAUUGGGUAGGCAACUCCAUGGUUUAGUGUUGGCACUUGGGUACAAAUCAAGCAUGAUUCUGGGAAAUGCACUUGUUGACAUGUAUGCAAAGUGCAGCGAUAUUCGCUCUGCAAGAGCUGUUUUUGAAGGACUUGUCAUGCGAGAUGUUAUUUCCUGGACAACUAUGGUUGUUGGGGAAGCACAACAUGGUAGAGCCGACGAUGCAUUGGAUCUGUAUGAUAAGAUGGUCCUUGCUGGGGUGAAGCCAAAUGAAGUGACCUUUACUGGGUUGAUUUAUGCUUGUAGCCAUGCUGGACUAGUCCAGAAAGGCCGGGAGUUGUUUGAUUCCAUGGAGCAGGAUCAUGGCAUUAGGCCCUCGUUGCAACAUUAUACAUGCUUGUUGGAUCUUCUUAGUCGGUCUGGGCAUCUAACUGAAGCAGAAAAUGUCAUUAAUUCAAUGCCAUAUGUGCCUGAUGAAGCUAGUUGGGGAGCUUUGUUGAGUGCAUGUAAAAAGCAGGGUGAUACCUCAAUGAGCAUAAGGAUGGCUGACCGGUUGUUGGGGUUGAAACCCAAAGACCCUUCAACUUACAUCUUGUUGUCUAAUACAUAUGCUGCCGCUGGCAAAUGGGAUAGUGUGGCUAGCGUGAGGAAGCUGAUGGCUGAAAUGGAUGUCAAGAAAGAGCCUGGUUACAGUUGGAUUGACUUGGGCAAAGAGAGCUGUUUGUUUCGGGCUGGGGAAGUGCCAUAUACUAUGAGACAUGAGAUCAUCAGAUUGCUUAAUGAAUUGGCCAAUGAGAUGAAUAAGAGAGGGUAUGUUCCAGAUACAAGGUCUGUUAUGCAUGAUGUGGAAGAGAACGAGAAAGAGCAACAACUUUUUAUGCAUAGUGAGAGAUUAGCAGUUGCCUUUGGGCUUCUCAAGUCAAUUCCAGGAACAACAAUCCGGGUGAUUAAGAACCUUCGCAUUUGCCUCGACUGUCAUAAUGUUCUAAAAUUGAUCAGUGAAAUUACUGGGAGGGAAAUUGUUGUCCGAGAUGCAAAUAGGUUCCACCAUUUCGAGGUUGGAAAGUGCUCUUGUGGAGAUUUCUGGUGACACCAUAUCUCGUAAUGCUGUAAUAAUAUACCUGGUCAUAAGAAAGCAAGCAUGCUACAGGUGUCACCGUUAAGAGCUUCAAUUAAAA
Molecule: messenger RNA, 1986 nt
Organism: Musa acuminata subsp. malaccensis (wild Malaysian banana)
Lineage: Eukaryota; Viridiplantae; Streptophyta; Magnoliopsida; Zingiberales; Musaceae
Product: pentatricopeptide repeat-containing protein At4g14050, mitochondrial
Biological process (GO): RNA modification
Cellular component (GO): intracellular membrane-bounded organelle
Molecular function (GO): protein binding; zinc ion binding; RNA binding
Source: RefSeq, a predicted model, not a curated record